Penicillium maclennaniae is the source of this 1746-nucleotide messenger RNA. RefSeq names its product gamma-glutamyltransferase family protein. The record is from RefSeq and is a predicted model, not a curated record. NCBI's taxonomy places the organism in Eukaryota, Fungi, Ascomycota, Eurotiomycetes, Eurotiales, Aspergillaceae. The transcript has 4 exons. The coding region runs from base 1 to 1746 and encodes 581 amino acids.
AUGCCGCUCAACGCCAAAGCUGUCUACGCCAGAUCCGACGCGGAACUGGCCCCCUUCGCCAGUCGACGAAGCACUGUUCACAGUCGAAAUGGCAUCGUAUCAUGCACUCAGUCCCUGGCCGCCGCAGCAGGCCAGCGAAUUCUGAGCCAAGGCGGAAACGCAGCAGAUGCAGCCGUGGCCGUCGCUGCUGCGAUGAAUAUGACGGAGCCAUGCUCCACUGGAAUCGGAGGAGACAUGUUCUGCCUGUUUUACAACUCGAAGACGAAGAAAGUCCACGCACUGAACGGAUCUGGUCGAUACCCAGGUGCUGCAAGCCUGGAGCAGGUGCGCAAAGACUUGAAGAUCGCCCCUGGCGAGCAAGGGAGUAUACCGAUGUUGAGCGCCUUGGCCUCGACCACACCUGGCGCAGCCGCGGGCUGGAUCGACACCGUGGAGAAAUUUGGUAGCGGUAAGUUGUCGAUGGAGCAGAUUCUACAGCCAGCCAUUGAGCUGGGUGAGGAGGGAUUCCCAGUGUCGGAACUUUCGUCCCAUGGAUGGCAUGAGGCUGAAAAUGACAUUCGCAACGCAUCUCCCAACUUUCGUGAGAUGCUCAAGAAAGACCCCUUGGCGAAGGAUGGUGUACGUAGCCCCCGCCCGGGGGAGAUUAUGAAGAAUCCUACGCUGGCAAAGACAUUCCGCACUCUUGCCGCGGAGGGAAAGAAGGGUUUCUACCAAGGUCGAAUUGCUCAGGAGAUCGUCAAGGUAAUCAAUGACCUGGGUGGUUAUAUGGCAUUGGAUGACCUGGCCUACCACGCCGAGGUUGGCACUCAGGAGGUCGAUGCUAUCUCCUUGAGAUUCACCGGCCAAGAUAUCGCGUCGAAGCAAGGAGCGGGUACAGAUGGUCCUAAUCACGGUGUCGAGAUUUGGGAGCACCCGCCAAAUGGUCAGGGCAUCGUCGCACUGAUGGCUCUGGGGAUUAUGGAAGAGCUCGAGAGAAGUGAAAAGAUUCCGCGGUUUAGCGAAGCACAGCACAACUCGGCCGAGUAUCUUCAUGCGGUAAUUGAGAGUCUACGGAUUGCUUUUGCCGAUGCUGCCUGGUGGGUAACCGACCCCGACGUGGAGCAAGUGCCCUCGCAAGGUUUACUGGCGCGCGAGUAUUUGGCCGAGCGAGCCAAGUUGUUCGACCCCGAGCGCGCGGCUGAUCUUUUGGAUCGCGGCAGCCCGGCCCACAACCACUGCGAUACCGUCUAUUUUGCUGUGACUGAUCGCGAAGGCAACGGUAUAUCCUUCAUCAACAGCAAUUACGCCGGCUUCGGAACGGCUAUCAUCCCCGCAGGCUGUGGCUUCAGUCUGCAGAACCGUGGGGCCAACUUCUCGCUUCAGCCAGACCACCCCAAUGCAUUGGCACCUCGGAAACGGCCCUAUCACACCAUCAUCCCUGCGCUCAUUACCAAUGUCGCUGAUGGAUCUCUUCACUCUGUCUAUGGUGUCAUGGGUGGCUUCAUGCAGCCCCAGGGCCAUGUCCAAGUCCUGCUCAACAUGCUUGCGUUCGGCACCGAUCGUACCAUUUGCGUGGAGGAAGGAAUCAGCGAGGAAGCUGUAGAAGGUCUUCGCCGUCUGGGCCAUCAGAUUGAGGUGCUUACCGGCUGGAAGCGAUCCAUGUUUGGUCGCGGCCAGGUCAUUCGGCUGCACUACGACGAGGGGCAGCAAGUUUAUAGCGCGGGUAGUGACCCCAGAGGUGAUGGAUUAGCUUUCCCCAUGCUAUAA